AUGGCUGAGGAUAUCGCAAUUGACAGUAACACAUUUUUCAGUCGCCUGUCCAGCUUGUAUGCAUCAUGGAAGGCUGACAAGCGUUCGGGAAAUGCCCUCUUCGGCAAUGCAGGUUCUAUGGUCAUUCUCAUGGGCAAGACCGAUGAAGAGAACUCAUUCCAGAAGAACAAUGCGAUGCAUUUCUGGCUUCUCGGAUACGAAUUCCCAGCCACUCUUUUUGUCCUCACAACCGAAGCAAUCUACGUGGUCACUACAGCCAAGAAGGCGAAGCAUUUGGAACCCCUCAAGAACGGCAAGAUCCCAGUUGAGCUCUUGGUAACCACAAAAGAUCCGGAGACAAAGGUCAAGGCAUUUGAGAAGUGCUCAGAAGUCAUCAAAGCUGCAGGAGGUAAAGUUGGCACAUUCCCUAAAGACACAGCGUCAGGUCCCUUCGCGGAUGAAUGGAAGCGGGCCUUCGCGGAUAUCUCGAAAGAGGUUGAGGAAGUCGACAUCACACCCGCACUUUCCGCCGCCUUCGCCAUUAAGGAUUCUGAUGAAUUGGUAUCUAUCCGCAAUGCAUCCCGAGCAUGCAGUGGCCUGAUGUCCGAAUACUUUGUAGACGAGAUGUCACGUUUGCUCGACGAAGAGCAGAAGAUGACCCACAAGGCACUUGCCGCAAAGGUCGAUGCAAAGAUUGACGACGCAAAGUUCUUCAACAAGCUGGCGCGACUGCCGUCAGAGUUUGAUGCCCAGCAGAUCGACUGGGCUUAUGGACCUGUGAUCCAAAGCGGAGGCACAUACGACCUCAAGCUCACGGCUAAAUCGGAUGGCAAGGCCCUCGAGCCCGGUAUCAUUUUGUCCAGCUUCGGAAUUCGAUACAAGACUUAUAGCUCCCUCAUUGGGCGUACUUAUCUCGUUGACCCCACCAAGGCACAGGAAGCAAACUAUGCUCUUCUGUUGAGCCUCCACGAAGCGACCAUGAAAGAAAUUCGAGACGGUGUGGUGGCCAAGGACGUCUACAACAAAGCGUUGACCCUUGUUCGCGCCAAAAAACCCGAACUUGAGGCACAUUUCGUGAAAAAUGUUGGCGCAGGCAUUGGAAUUGAGCUCCGAGAUGCCAACAUGGUGCUCAAUGCCAAAAACAACCGCGUGCUGAAGAACGGCAUGACAUUCUCUAUCACAAUCGGACUGACUGAUGUGAAGGAUGCAGAUCCCAAGAGUGCCAAGAACGGUGCCUAUUCUAUGGUCAUUACUGACACUGUCCGUGUGGGAGAUAAUGGACCUCAUAUCUUCACCAAGGAUGCAGGCAUUGACAUGGAUUCUAUUUCGUUCUACUUUGGCGACGAAGAAGAGCCCGAAAAGCCUGCCAAGGAGAAGAAAGAGACCAAGCCCAUCGCUCUUGCGAACAGAAAUGUCACACGAACUAAGCUUCGCGCCGAGCGACCCACGCAGGUCAAUGAAGGCGCCGAGGCCCGCCGUCGCGAACACCAGAAAGAGCUUGCCUCGAAGAAGACAAAGGAGGGCUUGGAUCGUUUUACCGGUACUACAGGAGACGAGAACGGAGUUGCACAGAAGAAAUUCAAGCGCUUUGAAUCUUACAAGCGUGACAACCAGCUUCCGGCUAAGGUUAAAGACCUUGUGGUUUACGUUGACCUCAAGACUUCAACUGUCAUUGUGCCCAUCAUGGGUCGACCGGUUCCUUUCCACAUCAACACCAUCAAGAAUGCCAGCAAGAGCGACGAAGGAGAGUAUGCAUACCUCCGCAUCAACUUCUUGUCUCCGGGUCAAGGUGUUGGCAGGAAGGAUGACCAGCCAUUCGAAGAUCUGUCCGCUCAUUUCGUCCGCAACCUUACUCUACGAUCCAAGGACAAUGAUCGACUGGCGCGAGUUGCGCAGGAUAUCACUGAACUGCGCAAGACUGCUCUGAGGCGAGAACAGGAGAAGAAGGAGAUGGAGGAUGUCGUGGAGCAGGAUAAGUUGGUCGAGAUUAGAAACAGACGUCCAGUGAAGCUUCCCGACGUCUAUCUCCGACCUCCCUUGGACGGAAAGCGUGUACCUGGAGAGGUUGAGAUCCACCAAAAUGGUCUUCGUUACCUAUCCCCCUUCCGCAAUGAGCACGUCGAUGUGCUUUUCAGCAAUGUCAAGCAUCUCUUCUUCCAACCAUGUGCCCAUGAGUUGAUCGUGCUCAUCCAUGUGCACCUCAAGACACCUAUCAUGAUUGGCAAAAGGAAGACCAAGGACAUCCAGUUCUACCGUGAAGCGACAGAAAUGCAGUUCGAUGAAACAGGGAACCGCCGACGCAAGCACCGCUACGGAGACGAGGAAGAGUUUGAGGCUGAGCAGGAGGAAAGACGCCGCAGAGCCGCGUUGGAUCGAGAGUUCAAGGCUUUUGCCGAGAAGAUCGCAGAUGCUGGCAAGGAUGAAGGCGUCGAUGUCGAUAUUCCCUUCCGGGAGAUUGGCUUCACUGGUGUUCCCAACCGGUCUAAUGUUCUGAUCCAACCGACCACGGAUGCUCUGGUUCAACUGACCGAGCCUCCGUUCACGACCGUUACGUUGAAUGAAAUUGAAAUUGCGCAUCUGGAGAGAGUUCAGUUUGGCCUCAAAAACUUUGAUCUGGUGUUUGUCUUCAAGGACUUCCGACGGGCCCCCGUUCACAUCAACACAAUCCCCGUCGAGGCCCUGGAGGGUGUGAAGGACUGGCUUGAUUCGGUUGACAUUGCUUUCACCGAGGGUCCCCUCAACUUGAACUGGACCACGAUUAUGAAAACGGUUGUGAGCGACCCUUAUGGGUUCUUCGCCGAUGGUGGUUGGUCCUUCUUGUCUGCCGAAUCAGACUCAGAAGGCUCGGAUGAGGAAGAAGAAUCCGCAUUCGAGUUGUCCGAUGAAGAGCUUGCCGCAGGCGAUGAGAGCUCGGAAGAAGACAGCGAGUUUGACGAUGAUGCCAGCGCUGACGCCAGUGAGGAGGAAUUCAGCGGCGACGAGGAAAGUGGCGAGGACUGGGACGAACUUGAAGAAAAGGCCAAACGCAAGGAUAAAGAAACCAACGACGACAGCGAUCGUGGCACCAAGCGCAAGCGCUAG
Penicillium salamii is the source of this 3060-nucleotide messenger RNA. The record is from the annotation of a GenBank genome assembly. Lineage: Eukaryota; Fungi; Ascomycota; Eurotiomycetes; Eurotiales; Aspergillaceae.